Messenger RNA from Labrus bergylta (ballan wrasse), 1532 nucleotides. Its product is annotated as zona pellucida sperm-binding protein 4. Gene Ontology annotation, molecular function: structural constituent of egg coat; acrosin binding. Gene Ontology annotation, biological process: binding of sperm to zona pellucida; prevention of polyspermy. The record is from RefSeq and is a predicted model, not a curated record. Gene Ontology annotation, cellular component: egg coat. Lineage: Eukaryota; Metazoa; Chordata; Actinopteri; Labriformes; Labridae.
UUGAGUAAGAGGUUGCACCAAUUAAGUCAAAUAAGAAGCAGCUGCUCCACCUGGUGCCAAUAUCCAAGGAUGGUGUCCUAUACUAUAUUCUUCAUUAUGUUGACAUUUACUUCAUCAUCACUCCUCCUCGUGCAAUGUGGAGCCCAUGCAGUUUCUAAACAACUUCAUGCAACACCUCAUUACAUUAUCAACAGCAGUUCUUCGACUUGUCAUGAUGGAUACAUGUCUGUUUUCAUAUCAAAGAAACAAUUUGCUGAUCUUCCUUUCACCAUUUAUGUUCAAGAUGAACACGGUGGAUAUUACCAAGCCCUUGCUGUAGCAAAACAAUGCCUCUAUGUUCUGGGAGAAACUGAAACUUUCAUUAUCUUAACAGCUGCUUCCCACGGAUGUUUUGUGAAAAGACAAAAUGAUUUCACAAAGCUGACUGUUGUCAUCAUGGCUUACAAGGGUAGACUUGAAAUUGCCAAGACAAUACCUGUCAUCUGUGAGAGGAAAAUUAAAGGCGAGAUGAACAAACAUGAGUACCCACUGGUAUCAAGAAAUGUUUUCUGCAACAAAGAUGGGUUUGAAGUUAAGAUUCCUAGGAAUGCCACAGUCCCCCCUCUGGACCUGGACACAGUUUGGAUCCCGUCUAGCCAAAGUGCAAAUUGUAAACCCCAUAAAAGAUCCAAGGAAGCUGUCACCUUCAGAUUUCCAUUCACUGAUUGUGGUGCACAGUCCAUGACAGGUGCUGGGGUUAUAACCUACUCAGUCAACAUGGAGGUAAAACAACAAUGGAAGAAAGGUUCUAUAUUUCAUAACUCUCCAUUCAAUCUUACUGUGCAUUGUAGCUUCAUGCUGUCCCAAACUGCCCAGCUGGACUUCAAUGUUCAGGGAGAAACAUCCAAGGACCUCUCAACACUGAAGAGUGAGGGGACACUGAGGGCUGAGAUGAGGUUUGCCAAAGAUUCCAAUUAUCGGUCUUUUUAUUCGUCUCGUCACCCUCCAGUGACUAAGCUGGGAUUUCCCGUGUAUGUAGAGGUAUUUGUGCUCAAACAUGAAGACAAGGAUUUGGUGCUGGUGCUGAAGGACUGCUGGGCGACUCCGACUGAAAACCCACUCGACACACAAAGAUGGAACCUACUUGUUAAAGGAUGUCCUUUCAGUGGUGACAGCCACAAGACUGUUGUGUUGCCAGUUGUUUCCAGUAAGGAGCGUAAAUAUGCCUCUCUUCAUCAAUGGUUUGUCGUCAAGAUGUUCUCAUUUGUGAAGCCCUUAACGUUUAAAAGCUUGGAUGUUCCCGUACAGGUAUAUUUCCACUGUGACAUAGAGAUAUGUAAAGGACCAGGUUGCUCCCAGUCCUGCAGCAGUGGAAGGCGUAAAUCAAGAUGGAUCACACCAUCGUCUGGACAGAGGAUUCUUUAUAGUGUGGUCUCUGGUGGACCUCUUCUUUAUCUACUGUAAAACACCAAGAACUUGACAGCUAUAUAGGGAAGCAACUUUCCAUAAUUUGCAACAAAAAUAAAUGCAUUACUUACUGUCAUGGCCAUGAA